Drosophila busckii is the source of this 1008-nucleotide messenger RNA. It is a transcript of the gene Or9a, whose product is annotated as odorant receptor 9a. Gene Ontology annotation, molecular function: olfactory receptor activity; odorant binding. Gene Ontology annotation, cellular component: plasma membrane. The coding region runs from base 1 to 1008 and encodes 335 amino acids. Lineage: Eukaryota; Metazoa; Arthropoda; Insecta; Diptera; Drosophilidae. The record is from RefSeq and is a predicted model, not a curated record. The transcript is spliced from 3 exons. Gene Ontology annotation, biological process: detection of chemical stimulus involved in sensory perception of smell; sensory perception of smell.
AUGCAUAGCAAUCUGAGCAAUGUGAGCAUUAUAUCGGAUGCAUUGAGCUCAUUUUUGGCUGUUGUGAUAACAGCUCUCAAAUACGGCAUGUUCGUAUAUUAUCGCAAGGAAUUCGUUGGACUUAUCAAUCGCAUACGCUAUAUGCUGGAGCAAGAGCUUGCAGCGCAGCCGGCAGUAGCUGGCAUUGUGGAGAAGGAGAAUCGCAGCGAUCAGAAGCUAAGUCGCACCUAUAUCUGGUGCUUUUUUAGCGCCGUUGCUUUUGUGGCCAUUAAGCCAAUGAUUAUUAUGGUGGGCACUAAGCUGCGCACAGGCAGCACGACUCUGGUGCUGCCGCAUUCGGCCAAAUACCCAUGGAAUGUUCAAUUGAUUUGGCUUUAUGUGCCCACCUAUGCGUGGAAUAUUUUGGCCAGCUAUGGCGCUGUUGCCAUGUCGCUGGCCAUGGACACGCUCUUCUAUGCCUUAAGCUACAAUUUGUGUGCUCUUUUCGGGAUUGCACAGCAUCGCAUGCGGCAUUUGGCUGCGCAGCGCGAGGCGCCGCAGUUGGAGCUGCAGGCAUUUGUCGAAGUGCUGCAGCUGCAGAAGGACACGCUGGCAAUGGUCAAGCAGCUGAGCGUAAACAUGCAACCGCUGCUCUUUAUGCAGUUCCUUAUCACCGCCCUGCAGCUUUGCUUUGUGGGCUUUCAACUGGCCGAUUUGUUUCCAUCGCCAGUUUGCCUUUAUUUCAUCUUCUUUGUCGGCUCGCUGCUAAUUGCUCUAUACAAUUACUCAAAGUGCGGUGAGCAUUUGAAGCAAUCGAGUGCCGGAUUUGCUGAUGCGCUCUAUGACAGCAACUGGGUGGACUUUUCGCUGUCGACCAAGCGUGCUCUGGUAGUAGCCAUCAUGCGCGCCCAGCAGCCCAGCCAGAUCAAGGGCUACGUAUUUGAGGCCAAUAUGGCUGUGUUCUUAGCAAUCUGUCGCUCGGCCGCCUCGUAUGUCAUGGUGCUGCGACGGUUUAAUGUCACUGAAUAG